Messenger RNA from Morchella sextelata, 1032 nucleotides. RefSeq lists its product as uncharacterized. NCBI's taxonomy places the organism in Eukaryota, Fungi, Ascomycota, Pezizomycetes, Pezizales, Morchellaceae. The transcript has 5 exons. The record is from RefSeq and is a predicted model, not a curated record. Bases 1 to 1032 code for a protein of 343 amino acids.
AUGACUAGAGUAUCGUCGUCUUCGUCUUCGUCCCAAUCCGGUCCACCACCGCAACCGAAUAAUGGCAUGAUUCAAAAUCUCCAACAACCGCAACAACCACCCUCACAAUCGUGCAGAGGUGAUGGAAACCGCAUUUACAGUCUUGAAGUCAAGCAACAGCCCAUCAGGGCUAGGAUGUGUGGUUUUGGAGACAAAGAUCGUCGGCCAAUUACUCCCCCACCUUGCGUACGGCUCGUGGUCAAGGACGCGACCACGGGAAAGGAGGUUGACAUCAAUGAGGUUGAUACAUCUUUCUAUGUCCUCACCGUGGAUUUAUGGUCUUCGGAUGGAAAUCGCGAAGUAAACCUCGUUCGACAUUCCGCUACCUCGCCCUCAAUUUCAGCAGCGACCUCAUCAUCAUAUCCACCUCCCCCCCCGACCCCGCCUCCGCACCCGCACCCGCAGGCUCACCAUCACAUCCCCCACCAACAGCCGCUGCAACACUCUCAAUACCCUCCGCAGCAGCCUAUGCACCAGCAGCCGCCAAAUCCAUACCCUGGAUAUAGUGCGCAGCCUCCACAUCAACAAAUGCAACAGCAGCCUCUGAUGCAUUAUGGUCAACAGCACAGUGCGCCUCAAGGCUAUUAUCCUAACAGCAUGCAUGGGCCACCCCAACAGCAGCAACCACCUCAGCAAACACCGUCAGGAAUGUUUACUAGAAACUUGAUCGGUAGCUUGAGCGCCAGCGCAUUCAAGUUGACAGACACUGACAAUAAGAUCGGCGUGUGGUUCAUUCUCCAGGAUCUUUCAGUAAGAACUGAAGGCUCAUUUAGAUUGAAAAUGAACUUUGUCAAUGUCGGACGGGGAGAUGGCGCGGGCCUGAACACUGGAUCGGCCCCAGUCCUUGCGAGUGCUUUCUCCGAGGUUUUCCACGUCUUUAGCGCCAAAAAGUUCCCAGGUGUCAUUGAGAGCACAAACCUUAGCAAGUGCUUUGCGACCCAAGGUAUUAAAAUUCCGAUACGUCGCGAUAAGGGCGAUGGCCCAGAGGUCUAA